AUGAUGAGCUGUGAAUCCUACAUCGAGACCGUCGAAACAGACUUGACCCUGACAAGCCCUCAUACACCAUCGACACGACAAACCCCACCAGUCGUGCACGACGAAACCGCAAAAUACGAAACCGAGAUCGACGAUAGCAUGUACGAAGACCGAUUCAUGGUCGAGCUUCAACGGCUUCGUCGACGCAUUGUCUACGGGCAGGACGGCGUCCCGCCCAAGGAGCUCCUCAAUGCUACCCGUCUCCACGCCCGACACCAGGAGCUCCCACAAUUUACGGGUACGCUACGCGAUCCGAAUCGGAUUCGCCUGGUGCAGAGUACGGUUUCGACGCGGCUUUUGGAGGUCCUUCUAGGGUUGAUGCUUCUUGCGGCGGGAGCGGCUGUCUGGGCGAUUGAUAUGAAGCGCACGUUGCCGAAGAAUCCGUGUAGUAUUGGGGUGGUGGUUAGUCUUUUGGCUGGGUCGAAGGCGAUGCUUGAUGAGGGUCUCAUUCCAAUUGGGUCGGAGUGGCUUAAUGAUCGGAGUUGUCUCGAAGGGGUGUUCUUGCUGGGUUCUUGUUCAGUCUUGGGUGGUGGGAUGAGAGUGGAAGAAGAGGUUUGGAAUUGGGGUUGGGCAAGCUAA
Messenger RNA from Penicillium argentinense, 618 nucleotides. RefSeq lists its product as uncharacterized. The record is from RefSeq and is a predicted model, not a curated record. NCBI's taxonomy places the organism in Eukaryota, Fungi, Ascomycota, Eurotiomycetes, Eurotiales, Aspergillaceae. The coding region runs from base 1 to 618 and encodes 205 amino acids. The transcript has 3 exons.